This is a messenger RNA of Kockovaella imperatae, 1878 nucleotides long. RefSeq lists its product as hypothetical. Lineage: Eukaryota; Fungi; Basidiomycota; Tremellomycetes; Tremellales; Cuniculitremaceae. The record is from RefSeq and is a predicted model, not a curated record. The coding region runs from base 1 to 1878 and encodes 625 amino acids. The transcript is spliced from 2 exons.
AUGUCCUCCACCACCCUCACUCCCCCUCUGUCACCCAGCACACCUUUGACCACGCCCAACCUCUCACACAUCAAACGCUCCCAUAGGCCGUCCUCGCUACUUCUCACUCCGCCUUAUACGCCAAAGGACAGAUUCGCUUCGUCGUCUCCGUCUGGAUCCUCCUUCUCCUCCGCUGCCACUUCCCCUCGCUCAUUCGUCUCUCCUUCGCCUGGUCUUGUCAAGUCAUUGCAGAGCUUUGGCUUAGAUGACCAACCCAGCAACCAAGAUCAGUCCGUGCGACUACUCUCCGACAAUGAAUUAUCAUACUUUCUCCCAUCCAGAGCCGACGGUGUCAAUGACAUGUACUUGCACCACCGGCUCACAGCCCCUUCUCACCUCGUCGAACCCGAUAGAGUCUUCUACCUCUGGGCGUAUCAACUCCUGCGACAUCCUCUCCUAGCCUCCCAUCUCCGAGUCAGAUCCUACGAAGACGUCUCAUUCGUCUUCCCUCAUGCCAAAGAUGUCGAUUCGGCCCUUGCCGUCGCCGAAGACAGAUUCAUCUACAUCGACGACGAUGAGUCCUACAGGGACGUCGACGUCAUCGAUUCAUACCUCAACGGGCCCCGGACCCUGUCUUCCAACAGACUGGCAGCGUUGAUCUUGGCCGACCGAGGGGACCAUCACGAGUUCAUGCUCCUUUCCACGCAUUAUCUCGGGGAUGGCAUGGCAUUGCACACUUUCAUGAACGAAUUCUACACCCUUCUGGGAUCAACCAAGACUUCGGAAGACUUUUUAAGUAUGAUCCAGGAGCUAGUCGUCGGAGAACCUUCCGCUACGAUCCCAGGAUCACUCGAAGAUCGAAUACCGCAAGUGGGCAAUGGUAGUCGAUUCGCUUCCACCGUCGGGAAAAUCGAUAACAAGGCGAAUGACGACAAGCUCAUUGGCGGACAAAGCUUCCCUUCGAAUUCGAAGAAGAUGGAUAGACGAACGGUUGUCCCUACAUUCGCUUACAGCCCUGAAGAGACAAAGCGAAUCCUUGGGAAAUGCAAAGAAAAUGGAGUGACCAUCGCGCAUGCCAUGUUUGCGCUUUGCAAUAUUGCUUGGGCGAGACGGGUCACCAAUCCCGAUGCAAGGCAGCACCCAUGUCUCAUUUACUCUGCGUUGAACCUUCGACCCAACAUGAUCAAGGCGGAGACUGAACCAUCUUACUUCCACCUCGCCGUGGGAUACUUCAACAUUGUUCUAUCCUCCUUGAUCCCUUCGUCUCUCUCCGCUUCCGAGCUGUUCUGGCACAGAGCAAGACAGACCAAAGCGCAGACGAUCAAAGCUGUCAAAUCACCUUUUGUGGUCGCUCGAUCCCGAGAAACGAACAGGAUCCGAAGAGAGAGGGCGAUCAAAUGGGCCAAGAUAGACGAUGAGGAAGAGAGGAAAAAGCAAGAAGCCAAUGUGGCCCCAAACGGAGGUCUAGGUCUAGGUCUGGGAUCUGUUCAGCCAGACAGUAAGAUCACGACGGGUACACCCUCUACACCUGGACCCAAAUUCGCGCCCUUACGUGCUACCCAAAACACGCCCGAUAUGCGGGCACCCCCAACUCCCACGACACCCUCGCCUUUAUCUAAACCGUCCAUCCUCCCUCCAGCAUCGCAAAAAGCCCUCAUGGGAGUGUCCAUGCUGGGCAAUCUCGAUGGAAUGUACAAGCACGCUUCGUACCCUGACAUCCACCUCCAAGCUUUGACCACCGGAUCCAGACAACGUCCAGGUGGUCUGCUCCUGUUUGCCUAUACUUUUGCCGGCAAAUUGUGGAUGAGCCUGGGUUACGACGUCAAUGGAUUCCAGGAGGGGGUCAUUGAGGGAUUCUGGGAAGAAGUACAGAAUCUCGUCAAAGAGGUGAUGCUAUAG